AUGACGUUCCACGCGGACGCAGAUACGGACGAAAAUCCCUUGUUCAACUGCACGCAAUGGGAGUCGCCGCAGCAAGGUCACGCUAUGCCUCCUCACCAGCAGUUUCCUCAACCGGGAAAGGAUGCGUAUACGAAUGGGGAGGGUCAAGCCGGUCAUAGCCACGCGUAUGAUGACCACCAUCUUGGUUCUGAGCAGCCGGCGCCUGAAGGCGAAGGCGUUACGUCCUUUUUAGGGAUCCCGGAACUGAAUAUGACCUCGCCAUUCCUGACAUUCAGCUCGCCGGUCAGUCCGGUUGUGGCAGCGGAGCUUGCCGCGGCUGCGGCGCAGAAUGAAUACGACAGGAAUACAGAGCGUCAGCCAGCAAAAGGUGGGGCGGAUGCGGCGGACCGAGAGCCACAGCAGGAUAUUCGACGAAGAGAUGCUGUGUAUGAAGAAGACGUGAACGACGACGCGCAGGGCUGCGCAUGUCAUUCGCACCCGGGACUGGUUCUGCUGGAGGCGGUGUAUGCGAUACCAGUACACGAUGUCGUGAAUGCACUGUAUGGUCCUGAUAUGGACGCGUAUCAGAAUAUCGGCGCUCGCCGGGGAUGUGCUGAUUUGAUGGCGGAGGACUGGCACAUGGACGAAGGAGGUCAUUGGGCUUCGCGCUGCGUGUCAUAUCGUAUGGUACAGGCUGAUGGACGCAUAGCAAGGGAGGUCAUCGAAGCGCAAAGCGUGCUGCAGGAUGAACCCGAUGCCAUGGUGGUGGAGACUCGUUUCCACUAUCCGGCAGAUCCUCAACCUCUCGUAGUUCAACGAUGUUGCAUCACACUUGCGGAUGUUGGUGGUCGCCGUGGUGCGAAAGUGAAGAUCCAUGCCGCGACCGAGAGAACCUUGGGUCGGCAAGGAAGAGAUGAACGAGUCGAGCACGAAUUGAGGGAGCAGCAGUACACCUGUCGCUAUCUGGACGAGUACCUCAUCAAGCUCGCCGCCAAACGGCGAGGGGAACGAAUGCGACUUCACCGGAAAUCUAUGCAGGCGACAGCAACACGAUCCUCCUCAACUUCAUCAAACGCAUCGCAAAACCCUCAACCGAUUCGGUCGCGUUCAAAUGAUAUCCUCCCGGCAUCGCUUCUCACUUUCUCCGGGGGUGCCUCACAGCCGCACUCGCCAUCUCUUGCGGCGCCCAGACGCUCAAUGUCAUCCUCGUCGGCAUCUUCGGGCGGCUCCUCCGCGUCGUCCGGUGCUGCCCCUGCCGAUGGCCAACAACCCGUCGUUCUUGCAGAAGGAGCGGCGACAAUGGCACAGGACGCCAUUAUUCCCCGCAAUCCUCUGAAAAUCAGGGUGUUGCACGGUCCCAGGGCUAUGUCUGGCAAACGCCGCGAAUCCGUGGAUGGAAUCUCUUCUUCCCCACCCGUGUCGCGUGCCAUGCCCGCCAUGUUGCAUUCCAACAAGAGUUGUCCUCAGCUCUCGAGCGCCAUGCGCACUAAUAGCGCUGCAACGCUAAAUACCAUCGGCACCACCGCCACCAUCGAUCGCAAACCUUACGGACCACGUCCUUUCGGCGGUCUCAGCGCUCUCGUCAACGACAUCAAAGCCAAAUUGAAGGCGAACGCCCCACAACCAAAAGCGGUAACUUGGGACGGCAAGAGAUGGAAAGAAGCUCAUCCUGUCAUCGCUCAAAAGCUUUGCGAGACCGUGAGCACACCCGGGGCGUCGCCAGACUUAUCCAAUGCCGCCACACCAUCAGGCGCUGCAACGCCUUACGCUCUCACUUCUAAUCCCUCCAGCUCCAGCUUGUCGACCCCUUAUUCGACCAUCCCGCGUGACAGGGUGCUCAAGCGAGAGGGUGGCGCUGUCGCCUGCUGGGAUGGGAAGCAGUUUGUGAUUCACGAAGGGCGCGAUGUUACCCAAGGCAUGCCGAAAAUGCCCUCUGAGGUUGUCUCCACCCCAACACAAGAGCAUGAGGUUCCCCUGAAUGUCAUCGGGAGCCUGCACGGCGAGAAGCUCAAGCCCAUCCCGGAGACCGACCUACAGAGAUCGUAUUCCUCCGAAACUUCUGAGGACGUCAGCACGGAAUACACCGAUGAAGUGGACGUGUACCGUCACGUACAACCUUUCCUGGCAGUGGCGCACGCAGAUAGGCCCGCUCCAGCUGCAGAAGAGUCUACGUCCGAAUAUACAGACCCGUCUAUGGACCUUACGCCCAAAACGGCCGCUGAAACCGCAGAAUGGCGCGAAGCAGCCAAGAGGCGUAUACAGAGUCAGUUACAAGCUCAGCAUAGAGGGGUUGCAGCGGUGGUCGAUAAUGCUCCUCCGCCUAUUGCUGCUUUGACGACUUUCCCGAUGCCAGGAGAGCUAGCGAACGACUACAGUUUUCAAGUCGAUGCCUCGUCAGAGGACACCCCUGUCCUGCAUAGGCUGUUGCAGGAUAUCUCUUUCAGCGCUCAGUAUUCGACGGAUUUGCAGCAGCCGUCUCAUGAUCAGCAGAUUGUAUUCACACAGCAACAAUCACAGCAGCACUCGCCAAGCCUUCAAGAAGCCAGCCUUCAUGUGAAAUUUGUGGACAACCUUGUCAAACCCGCUUCGUCUCCAUCGGGACCAUCACCCGGAACUCCGCUCACACUCGCACCCGAAGACACCCCUGAACCCACCCCAUCUGCGGUAUCAUCAGAACAGGCCCCGUCACCACCUCGUUCCCUCACCACGACACUCCGCUCUCUCAACCGCAAAGCCGUCGCCGCCACCAUCGCCGUCAUGGCCUUCUCUUACUACCUCGGAAUCGUCAUACCCAUCCUCCGCUUGACGUACUACCUCGUCUGCUGGAUGUGGGGAAUGAACCUCGUCCCGCUAUCGAUUGGUCUCGCAUCGUUGGCAUGGAUUGCAUGGGGUAGUUCAUGA
Molecule: messenger RNA, 2880 nt
Organism: Fimicolochytrium jonesii
Lineage: Eukaryota; Fungi; Chytridiomycota; Chytridiomycetes; Spizellomycetales; Powellomycetaceae
Exons: 4
Coding region: 1-2880 (959 amino acids)
Source: RefSeq, a predicted model, not a curated record